AUGCCUCGUCGGAGCAUCAUUCUCGGCCGGACAAACGAGGCCGUACACCCAGACACCGUCCGCGCCACCGUCGCGGAGUUCAUCGCCACCGCCAUCUUUGUCUUCGCUGGUGAAGGCUCUGUUCUUUCUCUAGGGAAAAUGGAAAUGGACACAUGGACGGAGAGUGGGUUGUUGGUGGUGGCGUUGGCUCAUGCUCUGGCUUUCACAGUGGCCGUUGCGGUGGCGAUGAACCUUUCCGGCGGACACGUAAACCCGGCGGUGACAUUGAGCAUGGUGAUCACCGGCCGGAUCUCCGUCGUCCGCGCUGUGCUUUACUGGGUGGCUCAGCUCCUCGGCGCCGUCGCUGCCUCUCUCUUGCUCCGCCUUUCCAUCGCCGACAUGAGACCAGUUGGGCUUUGGGUGGCACCAGGAUUUGGAGUAUGGAAUGCAGUCUUACUAGAGAUUAUAAUGACAUUUGGAUUAGUCUACACAUUUUUUGCAACAAUGAUAGACCUCAGGAGUUCUCUCAGUAACAUCGAGCCACUGGCUGUUGGAUUCAUAACAGGUGCAAAUAUUCUCGCCGGUGGAGUAUUUGAUGGAGCCGGAAUGAAUCCGGCAAGAGUCUUCGGGCCGGCAUUGAUUGGGUGGCAAUGGAAGCAUCAUUGGGUUUACUGGUUAGGACCUUUCAUAGGUUCAGCCCUCGCAACGCUGAUUUAUGAGUUUCUAGUGAUGCCUUUUGAUACGGUAACUUAUACUCUACAGCCACCCUUAAUUCCAGAAGAUUACUAG
Molecule: messenger RNA, 768 nt
Organism: Dioscorea cayenensis subsp. rotundata (Guinea yam)
Lineage: Eukaryota; Viridiplantae; Streptophyta; Magnoliopsida; Dioscoreales; Dioscoreaceae
Product: aquaporin TIP3-1-like
Exons: 3
Coding region: 1-768 (255 amino acids)
Biological process (GO): transmembrane transport; water transport
Cellular component (GO): membrane
Molecular function (GO): water channel activity
Source: RefSeq, a predicted model, not a curated record